AUGGAUCAAGGCAUAAUUCGAGUGAUUAAAUCAACUUUUCGGAAAACCCUUGUACUUAAAAUAAUCAGCAAUAUGGAUGAAAACAAAGAUGAAAAUUACCCGAAAAUAACCAUACUUGAUGCCAUUUUAAKGAUAAAUGAUGCAUGGCAACAACUUUCACCAUUGACAAUUGCGAAUUGUUUUAAGCAUUCUGGGCUUGCAGAAGAAAAUUUAGAUGGUUCCAGCAGCUCWUGCUCAAAUGCUAUUGAAAUCGAAGAUGACAUUCCUCUAUCGGUUUGGGCAAGAGCUCUAAAAAAUCAGCUACCGAUUUCAAAGGAAGAACUGGAUAAAUAUGUUCUUAUUGACAAUGAUGUGGCGACUUGUGAGGAACCUUCGGAAGACAGAAUUGUUGAAAAUAUAUUAGAUGAUGAACAGAAUAGCGACGACAACGUGGAAGAUCGAAAUGAAGAUGAGUCAGCACCUAGCGUUUUGGAGGCACUGAAGGCUGCAGAACUACUAAAUAGAUUUGUCCAUUCGAAUUUUAAUGACGACAAGGUAUCACUAUCACUGCACAACUUGGUCACUUUCACGAUAUAUUUAGGCGAAGACCGAAAACCGAACGAUUUAUAG
Molecule: messenger RNA, 609 nt
Organism: Bactrocera latifrons
Lineage: Eukaryota; Metazoa; Arthropoda; Insecta; Diptera; Tephritidae
Product: tigger transposable element-derived protein 4-like
Exons: 2
Coding region: 1-609 (202 amino acids)
Molecular function (GO): nucleic acid binding
Source: RefSeq, a predicted model, not a curated record